AGCGCUGUCCGGCGGUGCCGCGCCAGGAGGAGUCGCCGCUGCUCCGCGCGGGGCCGGGGCCGCCGCAACCGUCGGUAAGAGCGGGCGGGGCGCGGCGGGGCGGGGCCCACGCGGGGGGUAACGGCCGCGCCCACUCGCGGCCGUAGGGUGCGCGACCCCGCGGUCGGCGGCUCGGUGCCAUGUGCGGGGCUCCCCGCUGCCCGAGCCGCGCGGGCCGUGCCCGUGGUGGGGCUGUGUCACGCGUGGGGUGCGCGCGCGGGGGCUGCGGCGGCCCGGUAUCCCCGCAGCACGCCGUCCCCGCCAACCGUCCCCUCCGUCAGCCGAGGGCGCAGCCCGCGGCCGCACGACCACCAUGCCGCUGGGACACCCCGCGCCCGGCUGGAAGAAGAGGACCGAGGACAUUCGCCGCAUCUACGACUUCCGAGAGGUCCUGGGCACGGGAGCUUUCUCUGAAGUGGUGCUGGCGGAGGAGAGGGCAACCCAGAAGCUGGUGGCCAUCAAGUGUAUCGCCAAGAAGGCGCUGGAGGGGAAGGAAGCCAGCAUUGAGAAUGAGAUCGCCGUCCUGCACAAGAUCAAGCAUCCCAACAUUGUGGCCUUGGAUGACAUCUACGAGAGCAGCAGCCACCUCUACCUCAUCAUGCAGCUGGUGUCGGGAGGGGAACUCUUUGACCGCAUCGUAGAGAAGGGUUUCUACACGGAGCGGGAUGCCAGCACGCUGAUCCGGCAGAUCCUGGAUGCUGUGCGCUACCUGCACGACCUGGGCAUCGUGCACCGCGACCUGAAGCCCGAGAACCUGCUGUACUACAGCCUGGAGGAGGACUCCAAGAUCAUGAUCAGCGACUUCGGGCUCUCCAAGAUCGAGGGCUGCGGCAGCGUCAUGUCUACUGCCUGUGGGACACCCGGCUAUGUGGCCCCGGAAGUGUUGGCACAGAAGCCCUACAGCAAGGCAGUGGAUUGCUGGUCUAUCGGCGUCAUCGCCUACAUCCUGCUCUGUGGGUACCCCCCCUUCUACGAUGAGAACGAUGCCAAGCUUUUCGAGCAGAUCCUGCGGGCUGAGUACGAGUUCGACUCACCUUACUGGGAUGACAUCUCGGACUCAGCCAAAGACUUCAUCAGACACCUGAUGGAAAAGGACCCUGACAAGCGCUUCACGUGCGAGCAGGCCCUGCAGCACCCCUGGAUUGCUGGGGACACAGCCCUGGACAAGAAUAUCCACCAGUCGGUGAGUGAGCAGAUCAAGAAGAACUUCGCUAAGAGCAAGUGGAAGCAAGCCUUCAAUGCCACUGCUGUGGUGCGGCACAUGCGGAAGCUGCAGCUGGGAACCAGCCAGGAAGGCACUGGGCAGAUGACGCCAAGCAGCCCCUGCCAUGGCCAAUGGCUGGGAGGGGGUUCCAGCAGUGCAGGGUCGGACUGUGAGCGGGUGCCAGCAAACAGAACCCCCCGCCUGCCCCCCGACUGAGGGGGUCUGGAGAUCCCAUGGGCAUAACACAGGGUAUGGGGGGGGGUCCACGGGGGUCCUGCUGCCUCCUCAUCUGCUCCCUUUUGGGGGGUAAUGGUAGCAGGGGAGGGCACUCUGCCCUGCUCCUCACCAUCUCCUGGAGUGAUCCCAACCCACCCAUGGGUGAGGAGUCUGCAUAGGGAGCCCCCAGGAGAACCCCCCCCCUCUCCCCCAACCAGCCACUGGGGGCUGCAGCCCAGCCCCCUCUACCCCCUUUCCUACAUCUGCCCCCGCGCAUGUUCAAAGAGUUUUCCAAAUGGACAUUUCUAUUUUAUUCCUUGUAAUAAAGGAAAUAGACAAA
Molecule: messenger RNA, 1799 nt
Organism: Gallus gallus (chicken)
Lineage: Eukaryota; Metazoa; Chordata; Aves; Galliformes; Phasianidae
Gene: CAMK1
Product: calcium/calmodulin dependent protein kinase I
Exons: 12
Coding region: 353-1459 (368 amino acids)
Biological process (GO): peptidyl-serine phosphorylation
Cellular component (GO): intracellular anatomical structure
Molecular function (GO): calcium/calmodulin-dependent protein kinase activity; ATP binding; calmodulin binding
Source: RefSeq, a predicted model, not a curated record